Molecule: messenger RNA, 807 nt
Organism: Rhizophagus irregularis DAOM 181602=DAOM 197198
Lineage: Eukaryota; Fungi; Glomeromycota; Glomeromycetes; Glomerales; Glomeraceae
Source: RefSeq, a predicted model, not a curated record
AUGACUGAAGCCAAAGUUUUCCCAAACGGAAAGAGUAUAACAAGAUACCUAGAACAAUAUUACUUAGGUUUUAAAGAUCUGGAAUACAAUUAUUUGGGUGACUUUUACCAUGUUGACCAAGACGAGUUCGACCUGGAGUGUUCAAACAGAGACGUUUCAGUUAUUCUUGCGAGUUUAUUAUGUAUAAAGCUGGGAAGUGAAAUAAUAAAGAAGAUAUUAGAAGACAUAGUUCGUGAGAAUUUUUUGAAAACCGCAGCAACAAAGGAACCAAUAGUUUCUUCUCAUUCACAUAACAAAGAAAAAUCACAAGACUGGGAAGAAAAAAUGCGAAAAGGGGAAAAUUCCUUAGGAAAUAAUGAAACGAGUAGUACAUCCAAAUCUGGUAAAUCUGGUAAAUCAGAAAGUAAGACAAAACGCCACAAUCGACAUACAAAGUCCAAAAAGAAAUCAUCGACACAAGAAAAGAAAAAAGGGAAGAUCGAAGAAAUUCCGGUUCAAACAACUUCCGAUGAUGAUUUGGAUAAAUAUUUUGCCAAACAAUCACGUGACCUUAAGUUUUACGAUUUUCCGAAGGAUGUUGAUAUUUAUGAGACUCUCAAGAAAGUUGGAUAUGUAGAAAGGCUAGAGGUCAAGUGGAAUUAUAAAAGUAAAGAAGAACAUGAAGAGCUGGACGAUUUGAAUAACAAAUUUAGCGAAAGUUUAGAUAAAAUGACGAAUAAGACGAAUCAAGAAGAGAAAGGAACAACGAGUACGGAACAAGAUGAAGUCAACGAAAACAAAAAAUGCGUAGUGACAGCGCAGGGAUGA